Molecule: messenger RNA, 995 nt
Organism: Cercospora beticola
Lineage: Eukaryota; Fungi; Ascomycota; Dothideomycetes; Mycosphaerellales; Mycosphaerellaceae
Source: RefSeq, a predicted model, not a curated record
CUUCCUUUAGGUCUAAGUGCACAUCUUUCGCAUUUCCUCUCCUCAACUUCUGACUUUGUGCACAAGCACGGCGCAACUAAUCCGCAAGAACUACACUAAAACAGAAAAGCCAGUAUGUCAUCUCAGCAGGAAGAGCAAUCUGCUAGCGUAUCAGGCUCCGGGGGUGCGAACGCUGGACUGAACGCUUCUGGCAGCGCGGAAACGAACAGCAAAACCACCAAGAAGACGCCUAAAAAGCUGGGCCAGAAGAAACAAGAGCAACAGCCAACGCCAGAACAAACAGACGAAGCCGAAGCCGAAGGCGGCGCCGAACAAGAAGCAUCAGCUGAAGCCGACGCAGAAGGCGACGGCGAAGCAGAAGCCGAACCACAAAUGGAGGCCGAGCAGCAACAAGAGCAAUCUCGCCAGCAAUCUCGUCGCCGCCAGAGUCGAGGUCGCGGCCGCAAAGGAGGCCAGCAGGAGAGCGACACCGAGUCUAUUGCGCGAAGCGACCAGAGCGCCGCAGGUGGUCGCCGUCAGCGCCAACGCCAAAAGAAGCAGCAACAGCAAACCAAGAACUCGCAAGGCGGUCCUCUGGACGGCAUCACUGAAGACCUGCCUGGUGGAGAAGCUGUCGGCCAGGCCGGCGAGCUCGUUCAGAACACUGCCGGUAACGCAGUCAACAGUGUGGGUGACACUGCCGGAAAGGCAUUGGGUGGUCUCACCGGUGGAGGCAAGCAGGGUCAGGAGCAAGGCGGCGGAGAGGAAGAUGGUGGUGGCGGCGAGCAGCUGCGUUUGAGACUGGAGCUGAACCUCGACAUUGAGAUCCAAUUGAAGGCAAAGAUCCAUGGUGACCUUACUCUUGGUUUGCUCAACUAGACUACUACAAAGGGCGUAUGGCGCGAAAAGCAGAGUUUUGUUUCUUAUGGAUAAUUGCAUGAUGUUACCGAGGGAGCUGGAUUGGACGACUGUGUAAUCGUAGAUGAUGGUUGCAAUGACGAGACUUUUUACCCAAG